GUUGAAGCAGGCUCGCCGCUCUCUCCUUGAACUGCAACAAUUCUGGGAGGGGUCAGAACGCUGGGAUUUGGCGCUGCUUGGCGCUGCCUACUCCAGUGUCACCAUGGAGCGGCCCAGGCAGCUUCCUCUAUUCUGCUCGAAAAGUGAUGCAGAAGGAGAAAGGGCUGACAGUGUUUUGACUUGGAAGCUCGACUUCAGAGACACAGGCUGAAGACUUUUCUGCGUCUUGCCCAGCAUUAGGGUUCAAUCCAUUCUGCAGUAGCUUCUGGUGAAGCUUGACUGGUGCAGUUUUGCUUUCCUUUAUGGUUUAAAGAUUGGAGGUCUUGUUAAGCUGGGGUCUCUAGUUCUUCAGUGCUGCUUAGCAGUGCAAGCUCAGAGUUGAGCUGCAGUGCACCCAGCGAAGCCACGCCUGCAUCUCAACUGAAAAAGAAGUGAUAGCUUAGCUUCAAGAAAAGCCAUGCGCAGCGUUCAAUAACAGCAGGCAGCUGCAUUGGUCGUCAUUGGACCUCACCAAGCAAACUAUCAAUUUGAGAAAGAACAGUAGGAGGAGGCAAAGCCCAUGCACGAGUGCUGAAGCAGAAACUUCAGAAAGUCCAGGAGAAGGAUCCAAGCGCCUGGUUUCUGUGCAUUCUGCCAGUCAGUAACAAUGUCGACGGAGAAAGUGCAGCCCAUUCUGGAGGGGUAUCUCAAGAAGCAGUCGCCCAAGGGGCUGCUGGUGAAGCCCUGGCAGGAGCGCUACUUUGUGCUUCAGCCAAACGGCGAGAUAUUGUAUUAUGCCUCUCACCAGUCGAUGUCAGACGUGACAGGGCGUAUCAAACUGAGGACAAUCACUGAAAUUGGUGUUAGCAAGAAGAACGGCUGCUUGAUUGAGAUCCAGGCGCUUAAAAAGGGCAGCCCAAGAAGCUAUCUGCUACUAGCAAAUAACAGCUCAGAUGCUCGAAUGUGGCUGGACAAUAUUGAGGACGUCAGGAAGAAGUGUGAAGAAGCAGACAAGAAAGGGUCGGAAACACCGAAGAACAAGAUGAGCCUAAUUUUCCAAUGCCCCGAUGGAGUCACGUUUAUCGAGCGCCCUGUUAGUGCAACUGAAAACAUGUACGAAGUGAAGGCAGGCUUCUUUGCGCAUGCAAAGCGGAUGGGUCGACCCUUGCCGGGUGUUUCAGAGGACUACCUGGUGAUCCUUGAAACCGCAGAUCUGGAACCCCAACAGAUUUUUCUGGAGGACAUCCGAGGGGAACUUGGCCAACAUCCAUCCUUCGCGACCGCGUUCGCUGAGAAGCAGUCCUGGAAGGCGGUCGUCAAGCCCCUGGCUGAGAUGUCGGAGCUCAAGCAACAACUGGAGCGGCAGCGGAGCACGUCGCAGGAGAUCGAGAUCCUGGUAGGGAGGAGCGCGUCGGUCAGCAGCGCGGACUCGGUGUACCUCUCCGAAGUUAUCAGUGAAGCCUCUUCGGCUUUGAUUGGUGGGCUUCUCCGGACGCCCGAACUCUGA
Molecule: messenger RNA, 1486 nt
Organism: Klebsormidium nitens
Lineage: Eukaryota; Viridiplantae; Streptophyta; Klebsormidiophyceae; Klebsormidiales; Klebsormidiaceae
Source: the annotation of a GenBank genome assembly